Molecule: messenger RNA, 1191 nt
Organism: Pecten maximus
Lineage: Eukaryota; Metazoa; Mollusca; Bivalvia; Pectinida; Pectinidae
Product: coiled-coil domain-containing protein 34-like
Source: RefSeq, a predicted model, not a curated record
ACUUCCUGUUACCUUAGCGCCAUAUUGAAAUCUUUGUUUUGACAUGCGACAGAUUCAGACUUGACUUCGUCUUGUUUGUGGAUAGCGGUGUGAUUACAAAUAUAUACCAGUUGAGGAUUCCAACCUAUUGAGAAACAAACUUUACGGUCAGAUGUCAAAAUGAGUUUGCGUCCAAGGCCUGUCACAGCGACAGUAACCAAACCGAAAUGGAUGGAGCCACAAGUUUUCCGACCUCGCUCCCUAUCCUUGGAGUCAGGUGGGUCUACGGCGUCCUUGACCUCUGUUCUCGACCAUGACAGCUACAUUAGUCCAAGUCCAAGUGAUGAUGAGGAUUGGACGUACGAUAAGGAAAAUUGUGGGAAGAGUGAGGAGAGUGAAGAAAAGGGAGACAACCAGAAAGACCACUACAUAGAUAGGAAGGCCAUUGAAAGGAAGUUGGCAGAUUAUGAUGAAAGUACAUAUACAGAAGUUACAGAAAGUGUUGAAGAAAAACUGUCACCGUGGGAAAAAUGGCUUAUCUCAAAGACAAAAUCCGAACGCAAGUCACGUAAGCAAAAAGCCAUGGAAAAGAAAGAACAGAAACAGAAACUAGAGGAGGAGAAACAAAUGAAAGAAAAGAACCAAGAGAAAGUAGAAGAAAAUCGUAGAAAAUGGUUAGCAGAAAAACAAGAAAGAGCAAAAAUACGCAAAAAAAUGGAACAGCACGAAGUGAAAAUGGAGGAAAACAUGAAAGCUGAAAAGGAGAAAAGCAUUUCUGAGAAAGCUGAGAUAGAGUUUAAAAAGUGGAAGGCAGAAAAAAACAAGUCACUGCGGGAAAAUGAACGGAAGGAACGACAUAAACGCCAGGAGAAGGAGCAAGAGCAGGCUGAGAAACAGAGGAAAGCAGAGGAGAAGUACAAGGAGUGGAGUCAGAAGGCAGCCAACAGACCCAAGUCAGUUCCCAACAGCUUUGGAUACACCUCUGGUAAACUGACCGGUUACCAUGACACCAGCGCUUGCCCUCCCCCUGCAUUCUACAACCCUAUCCCAUGGCACCACAAUCCCGUGCCCAGACAGAAGAUGGAGAAAAAAACCAAAACAAAGACAAAAUCAAGCAAGACAAAAAAUUAUGUAUGGAACCCUAACAAGUACUUCUGAGAAAGACAUAGCAUAUUGUUUUGAAAAAGUGAAAAGGACAUAGCAUGUUGUUUU